Messenger RNA from Nothobranchius furzeri (turquoise killifish), 3059 nucleotides. RefSeq names its product BMP/retinoic acid-inducible neural-specific protein 3. Gene Ontology annotation, biological process: positive regulation of neuron differentiation; cellular response to retinoic acid; negative regulation of mitotic cell cycle. Lineage: Eukaryota; Metazoa; Chordata; Actinopteri; Cyprinodontiformes; Nothobranchiidae. Gene Ontology annotation, cellular component: dendrite; cytoplasm; neuronal cell body. The record is from RefSeq and is a predicted model, not a curated record.
AAGCUCUCCCCUCAUCAGGAUGCUCUGGCUCGCCCUCCCGCUAUCCCUCUGACAAGAGAAGCUCUCCUUGUUGAAGCGGGAGAACAUCCAUCCCAAGAAUCACUCGCUUUGGGGACAAAUAUGAACUGAAGCGCUAAAUCAAACCGCUUUUCUUCUCUGCGCUCCACGGAUCGCGGCGGCGGCAGCGGAGGGUUCCCUCUCUGGAGGGGUGAUGGGAUCUGCCCUUCGCUCCUCACCUCUGGAGACGUCUCGCAGCGCGUCCCAGGAAUGAACUCCGCCGCCUCCGCGUCCCUGCCGGCGCAGUUGGUCCCCGGGGAGCGGCUGGACGCGGGGGGACCGGGUCCUGAAUCAAAGUUGAGAGAGGAGGAUAACAAGUUAGAGCGGGUGUCUGGAUGAUGGGAAUGGUGUGGUUUAUAUCGGGACGGUUCAGCAUCUCUGGUUCUUCACGAGAGCGCGCGUGUUCGCUUCCCAAAGCGGGUCCCCAACACCUGCGCCACUUUCCGUCCUCCUCCAGUCCGGAGAGAAUGAGGAGUCGCUGGGUGAAGCAUGAGCUGUCAGAGAACCAGUCAUAGGCGGCUGUCUCUGCUAUGGGAGGGGGUGGCGCUCAGCCUGUGGCUCUGCUGCGGCUGGAGCUCCGGGGCGGCCGGGCCAGGCGGCGGCGGCGGCGGCGGCCCCGGGGCUCUGGAGUGGCUGCUGUCCGAUAAAGGACCCUUCCACCGCUCCCUGGAGUUCCAGGAGGCUCUGGAGCGGUACCAGCAGGGCUUCAGCACCAGAUACAAGAUCUACAGGGAGUUUGGUCGAUGGAAGGUCAACAGCCUGGCGGUCGAAAAGCGAGACAGUUUUGGUGGUAGCGGCGGCUUGGCUCUGCCUCUCGACCCAGACUUCACGCACACCAUCCGCCAGCUGGGGAGGAGGCCAACCCUCCAGAUGAUUACAGAGAGUCUAAUCAAGAAAUACGGCACCCACUUCCUCCUCUCUGCCACUCUGGGAGGGGAGGAGGCUUUGACAAUAUUUGUGGACAAAAGGAAGCUGAGCGUCGAGUCUCCGCCCGCAGGGGCCGAAGGCAGCCGCAGCAGCAGCAGCAGGAACUCCAGCUCCACAGGCGCUGUGACUCUGGAAGCCCUCCACCAGCUGGCUGCUUCCUACUUCACAGACAGAGACGGCACCCUGCGCCGCCUGCACCAUCUCCAGAUUGCAUCCACCGCUAUACGGGUGACUGAAACUAGAACCGGGCCCCUUGGCUGCAGCAACUACGACAAUCUGGACACCGUCAGCUCUGUUCUGGUCCACAGCCCUGAAAACAAGGUUCAACUGCAAGGUCUGCAGGUCGUCCUACCAGGAUACUUACAGGAAUACUUCAUUCAGGCAGCUCUCAGCUACAUCGGCUGUAAAUCAGAGGGUCAGUUUGUCUGCCAGAACAACGAUUGCUGGUGCAAGUGCAGCGUGGACUUCCCACAAUGCAACUGUCCUCACGGAGACCUGGACACUCUAGAAAACAGCUUGCUGCACAUCAGAGACGCCAUCAGGCUGACCAACCAGGAGUUUGAGGAAUCUGAGGAGUUCCAGAGCUUCGUUGGGAAACUGCCAGCCCAUUACGCUGUGAACACAUCUGUCGUGGAGCACUUGUGGAGGAUGGAUGCGGGCCUGCUGCAGCGGUACAGGCAGCUGGAGGCCGGCAGCCAGCAGCUUCUCGCCAAAGCUCAGCGUACAGCUAACAGGCUCUUCAGAGUCAGCAAGAGGUGCCGAAAGCAGCCGAAGAUUAUCCUGCCGAGGCCGAGGCCCCUCCACUUCUGGCUGAGCUUCGCUCUCUCCGUGUUGUACUGCAGAGAGAACAAGCAGAUUGGCGUGUACAGCGAGAAGAGCCGCAGCUGCUCCUGUCCCUACGAUCACCCGGCGUGCCACGGCCUCAUCCCCUGCUUCAUCGGGGAUGGCUCUCGCUGUGCCUCCUGCUCUGUGGAGAACCGGACUCGGUGCUCCAGUUGUAACCCGGGCUUCUCCCUGAUCCAAGGAGUCUGCAGGCCUGCAGUUCCCGACCCAACAGACCCCUACCUGGGCAUGGAAAGCGACAGAGAUCUGCAGGAUCUGGAGCUGCGUUACCUGCUGCAGCGGCGUGACCCACGCAUCACCCUGCACGCCGUCUUUGUGAGCAACGACGUGCGUGUGAACACAUGGUUUGAUCCAUCUUGGAGGAAGAGAAUGCUGCUCACCCUCAAGAGUAACCGGGUCAAAUCCAGCCGUGUUCACGUGCUCCUCGGAAUCACCGUGCAGUUCUGCCUGAGCACAAACAGCACUCUCGAGCCAACGCUGUCGCUGUUUGUGAACCCCUUUGGGGGCAGCCAUUCUGAGAGCUGGACCAUGCCCAUAGGUCAGCAUGGCUAUCCUGACUGGGAGCGGACCAAGCUGGAUAUCCCCCUGGACUGCUACAACUGGACGUUGAAUCUUGGAAACAGGUGGAAAAGCUUUUUUGAGACGGUUCAUUUCUACCUGAGGAGUCACAUCAGGGACUCCCCGGGGGGGUCGGGAAGCAACAAGAACACGACUCUGUACCGUGAGCCUCCAGAGGAUGCAGAGCCACCCAGCAAUAUUGGUUACAUGAAGGUGAACAGCAUGCAGCUGUUUGGGUACAGCGUGCACUUUGACCCAGAGGCUAUUCAGGACCUGAUUUUGCAGCUGGACUAUCCGUACACUCAGGGAUCCCAGGACUCCGCCCUGCUGCAGCUGGUGGAGCUGCGCUACAGGGUGAACCGCCUCUCACCUCCAGGGGCUCCACACGUGGACCUGUUCGCCUGUCUGCUCCGCCACAGACUCAAAUUGUCCAGCGCAGACGUGACCAGGAUACUCACUGCUCUGCAAGCUUUCGGUGCCAAACACCCCAACUUCACAGAGUCAGAGGCCACUAAACUGUGCAGCUAGUGUGACGUUUUCUACACCCCUCCCCUCACAGACGUGCUUACAUAAUUGGUCUGCAGGAUCAUAUUGUGUCAUGUGUGUGGUACGUUGUUCUAAAGUGUGCUGUACAUACACAACGUGCAAUAAAAAUUGGUGUUUUUUUUUUAUCA